Messenger RNA from Penicillium cosmopolitanum, 1887 nucleotides. Its product is annotated as F-box protein. Lineage: Eukaryota; Fungi; Ascomycota; Eurotiomycetes; Eurotiales; Aspergillaceae. The transcript has 3 exons. The record is from RefSeq and is a predicted model, not a curated record. Gene Ontology annotation, molecular function: protein binding. The coding region runs from base 1 to 1887 and encodes 628 amino acids.
AUGACUGCCGAAACUUCUUCUACUGCAGACCCCCUCGCUGCCUUUCCCCCGGAGAUCGUUCUGCGUAUCUUGGAAUUCUCUCCAGUCUCCGCCCUCGCCGCCCUCACUGCCACCUCCAAAGCCUGGCAUCAGUUCAUCGAAUACACCCACCAAGAAGCUAUCUACACCUCCGGAUACAAGACUUUUCGUCCACCGGGAUGCUCUCGUCCUCGUGAACUAUCCUUCCUAUCCGAUACCCAUUCCUUCUCUCGCUUGUUUGAAGGGACAACAUCAUGGAAGGAUCUUUGCAAACGCCAAACUCUUCUAGCUCGCAAUUGGACCGAUCGUCGUCCCAUGAGCCAGGAGUCAGUCUUGCAAAUUGGCAAUGAUCCUGUGUGGCGCUUCCGACCGGAUUUCAAACGCCGUUUCUUCGUCUCCUCCUCCCAUGCUGGCGGGCUGAAUGUCACCGACAUGGACACCGGUCGCAUCCUCUGGCGACUCCCCUCCACAACCGACAGCGACGGCGAUGCGGUGCGUCCCUACGCACAUCUCGAAUAUCAAGAUGGUAUGGUGGUAUUUGAUAGGGAAGGGGAUGGCGUCGAGGUUUGGCAGACCGAUCAAGACGGUGCGACACGGGGGGAGUUUCGUCGGAUUGCCAUUUUGAAUCAUGAUUGCCAGACGAGAGGGUUCCAAUUAUCUUACUGGACUCUCUGUGUGGUCUCCAACCAGGGACACGGCUUCGUAUACGAUAUGACACAGCGCCCGCCCACGAUGAAAACCCACCUGAACAUCGAAAAGGAGGCGGUCGGCCAUCUCGAUCAAAGCGAAGAUGCCGUCAUUUACUCCAUCGGACAAAAGGGUUACUACGCCUACGACAAAACGAGUGGUGACUUCCUUGGGGCUCUCCAACCAUCGCAGUGCACCGACAAAUAUCACAUUCUCCCACCCGCCGCCAGUUCGCCGUCUGCGACCGCAGCAUUGGCCGGCGCCGCGCGAUAUGGAACAGCACAUCGACCAUUCCCGCCCGGGGCCCCUCGAAAGGAUUCCCUCGUGCCCCUCAAACUCAACUCCGGGCCCAUUCCGACCUCCGAGCAUAUGUGGGAUGGUGUCAAUGAAUGGGGGGGCUGGGAUGCUGGAUGCGUGUUCGUUUGUUCCGACUGGCGUAAAGCCAUUCGUGAUCCAGCAGGUCUGGUUGCACACAGCUCUGUGAUCGAAUGCAAGUCGGAUGGAUCAAGCUUCGACCUAGGUGGCUGGCUGUCAGUGCAGAAUCAUCGCGUCAUGUUUGAGAUACAAGAUCGCAUUUACAUCGUCGCACUGGAUGAUCGCGAUCGGAUUCAAAAUGUUGAAUCCCCAUCGCGCGCUUCUUAUUCAUUGCUGACCAGUUCGGCCCCUCAACUGGCAGUCCCGGUGAGCUUCAUGACGCUGUGCGACGAUGCGAUCAUGACCACCUAUACGACCCUCGGCUGGCGACAAUCCUUGCCUAAUAUCCCCGGUGAUGUGCAGCAAAAUGAGAAUCCCGCCCGCAUCUUCCCAACUAAAGCCAUUCGCGUCAUCAGCCUGGCCCCGGAUCUUCCCGGUGCAACACCAAAGUCGACCUCGAACACACCACCAACAAACACCACCGACGGAGACGGCUUGUUCGAUCCCAAUAGCCAGGACCGCCCGCCCGCAGACGAAAUAUGGCGCUCGCAAGCCGGACUCUUGCAACUCCUUAGCAUGCUAGGCGAUGAAUACGGCGAGGACGAGGACGACGAAGAGCUGCAGGCCAUAGUCACCGGUCUGGGCGAGGGUGACGCCGACCUUGAAUGGGAAGACGUGGACGAUGACGACGACGACGAUGAGGAUAAUCAGGAGGAAUCCAAUGCCCCGGGCCUCUCGUCGCACACCGACGCCAAUCCGGAAUCAUAG